Messenger RNA from Paramecium tetraurelia, 270 nucleotides. RefSeq lists its product as uncharacterized. The record is from RefSeq and is a predicted model, not a curated record. NCBI's taxonomy places the organism in Eukaryota, Ciliophora, Oligohymenophorea, Peniculida, Parameciidae. The transcript has a single exon.
AUGAAAAAAAGAAAUUCUUUAAACUAUUUUAAGACUAUGAUGGGACGAAAAUCAAUAUUAUGUCUUCAUCAUAAAAACCUUAUUCUUCCUGGCCGAUUCUACAAGAAACCACUAGAAUGGACAGGUAGGCGAAUUGCUAUGUCUCCAUUCUUUAAAAAUAUUCUAAAUGAAGACGAAGAAGAAAACUUCAAAAAAUAGGAGAUCUUUUAUGAUCCACAUGCUUAAUAUAUCAAUAUAAUUAAACACUGUUAAGUUAUCUUAUUCAAUUGA